UUUCACUCUAGCUGCUGCAAAGAGAACCAGAGCUUCCAACCAUAUGAGAAUCAAGUCACUUCAGACCUUCGGCAUCAUGGAGCCUCUUCUGUCUCACAAUCAAGUAGAUAUCUUGGUCUUAAAACAUCUCACCCCUCUGCAACACGUAAAGCCAAUUUAUCCAGAGGAAGAAAAUGCUUAUGGAUUUCAUCAAGUUCAUCUUUUCCUGAAAAAAGAUGUUCUUUAUCCUUUAAAUUUCGAAAAAGCAAUACUUCCAUUUACCGGCAACAAAGUAGAGCAAACUUUGAUUCUCAAGAAGACCUAAGCAACGCUGAUGUAAAAUCUUCCUCAGACCAUUUUGAUGUAUUUAGACCCCACAGACGUUUCUCUUCCUGUAAACUAAGUAUCGUUUCCUGUUACAAGACUGCCAUUUGUUUUGAUCCUCAAUCAGAUAGUCAGAACAUGUUUAAUAUGAAUGAAAUUGAGCUCUUUUCUAGAAACCAAAGCAAUACUGAUGCUGACAAACAUAUAAGCCUCUCUGCUCCCAAAUAUACCACUAAACAUUUUAAGAAUUUUGAAACAAGAGCCCCUUCUCCAGCCCAUGCACAGAACGCUAUUGAUGGAAUCUCUAAUCAACAAAACACAGCGCCCUUCUUUUCUCUUGCAACUGUUGUUGCCUCUCCCCAUCAAGAAAAUGGAAUUGCCACUGAUAUUCAACAAAGAGGCCAAAUAAAUAAAGAUGUGAAAGAUUCCCUUUGUUGUGGUUCUCAAAGUCACAGCACAAAGUAUUCUCCAGCUAUGGUUCAACAGCAUCCCUGUCAACAUGUAGCUUCUCCUGUCCUCCAUGGUGCUGCAUUUUCUUCAUCUCCCAAAAAGGCUGGUAGCUUUAGCCAAAAUGAAGUUACCUCAGGCUGGUUUGAAGAUGAAAACUUGUCUCAGAAUGAAGACAUAUCUUCACCUGUUGAAAUUCCUUUAAAAAGGUCAUCUCAGACUUUACCACUCUUGCAGAAGGGCAGCUCAAAUCAGACAUUUUCCCACCAGUCACCUCCAUAGUCUGUAGAAAUCACUGCUCACUUCUCACACAACUCCCCUGUCCUCACUAAGCUUCACUGCAUUUUCUGAAAAAGAUUCCUAUAUUACCAUAUAAA
Molecule: messenger RNA, 1127 nt
Organism: Lemur catta (Ring-tailed lemur)
Lineage: Eukaryota; Metazoa; Chordata; Mammalia; Primates; Lemuridae
Exons: 1
Source: RefSeq, a predicted model, not a curated record